Messenger RNA from Diaporthe citri, 3225 nucleotides. RefSeq lists its product as uncharacterized. The record is from RefSeq and is a predicted model, not a curated record. The transcript has 3 exons. Gene Ontology annotation, molecular function: GTPase activity; GTP binding; ribosome binding. Lineage: Eukaryota; Fungi; Ascomycota; Sordariomycetes; Diaporthales; Diaporthaceae. Gene Ontology annotation, biological process: cytosolic ribosome assembly. The coding region runs from base 1 to 3225 and encodes 1074 amino acids. Gene Ontology annotation, cellular component: cytosol; ribonucleoprotein complex.
AUGCCUGUCGUCAGCCCAGAGCAGCUGGCAAAACUCCAGCAGCAGCCAGAUGAUAUUCGCAACAUAUGUAUACUCGCACACGUCGAUCAUGGCAAGACAUCACUCACUGAUGCCCUUCUCGCCACAAAUGGUAUCAUCUCACCAAAGCUGGCCGGCAAGGUACGCUACCUGGACUCGAGGCCAGACGAGCAGGAGCGGGGGAUUACCAUGGAGUCUUCGGCAAUAUCGCUCUACUUCAGCAUGCUGCGGAGAUCAAGCCCUGACGCCACCCCGGAACCCAAAGAGUACCUCGUCAACCUGAUCGACUCACCAGGCCAUAUUGACUUCAGCAGUGAGGUCUCCACUGCGUCUCGUUUGUGUGAUGGAGCCGUCGUUCUGGUCGACGCCGUCGAGGGCGUGUGCAGCCAGACAGUAACGGUCCUGCGUCAGACAUGGGAGGAAAAGCUGAAGCCGUUGUUGGUGAUUAACAAAAUGGAUCGACUCAUCACCGAGCUCAAAAUGACACCGAACGAGGCUUAUGUUCACCUGAGCAAACUCCUGGAGCAGGUCAACGCCGUGUUGGGAAGCUUCUUCCAAGGCGAGAGGAUGGAGGAGGAUCUCAACUGGCGGGAGAGGAUUGACGAGAGAGUCCAGGCGGCUGUUGCCAAGGGUCCUCAGCUGUCAGACCAGCAGACUGAGUCCGGUGACCUUCAGUUCGAAGAAAGAGACGACGAGGAGCUCUACUUCGCCCCUGAAAAGAACAACGUCAUCUUCGGCAGUGCUGUUGACGGCUGGGCCUUUACCGUCCGGCAAUUUGCUGGACUUUACGAAAAGAAGCUGGGAAUCAAACGCAGCGUGCUGGAGAAGGUCCUAUGGGGAGACUUUUAUCUGGACCCCAAAACCAAGAAGGUGUUGGGGCGUAAGCACCUGAAAGGACGGAACAUGAAGCCUCUAUUUGUUCAGCUUGUCCUGGAGCAGGUAUGGGCCGUGUACGCCGCCACUACUGGCGGCGACAGUGGAAAGGGAGACCCAGCAUUGCUCGAAAAGAUCACCAAAUCACUUAACAUCACCAUUCCUCGUCACGUUAUUAACUCGAGAGACCCUCGAACCCUUCUUUCGGCCGUGGUCUCAGCGUGGCUUCCACUCUCAGUGGCGUUGCUCGUCUCGGUGAUCGAGUCUUUGCCGUCACCUCGAAGCGCUCAAGCAGACAGGUUACCGGAACUACUUGAUGAUUCGCCUGGAGGAGACCACGUCGCGCCGGAAGUCCGCGACGCAAUGGUCAACUUCAAGCACUCCAAGUCUGACCCGGUGGUCGCGUACGUGAGCAAGAUGGUCUCAAUACCCGAGAGUGAGCUUCCACACAACAAGCGGCGUGGGCAGCUCAGCCCCGAGGAAGCGAGAGAACUUGCGCGGAAGAAGCGGGCGGAGGCCGCUCGAGCUCAGGCUGCUGUUGAGAACCGCGGCCCCGUCGACGCGCUCGCUGUGGCGUUGGACAGUGCAACCCUGGAGGAUGAACAAGAAACACAAGCUGAGGAAGAGACUGUCGACCCUGAACAUCUUAUCGGCUUCGCGCGGAUAUACUCUGGCACCCUGUCAGUUGGAGACGAAAUCUAUGUCAUACCGCCGAAGUUCACACCGGCAAACCCGCAGCAUCCACCUGUUCCGAAGAAGGUCACCGUGACCGCGCUGUACAUGCUCAUGGGACGAAACCUCGAAAGCCUCGACAGUGUUCCAGCUGGAGUCGUGUUCGGUAUCGGCGGCCUCGACGGGUCGGGCAUUCUGAAGUCAGGGACCUUGUGCUCUCAGCUCGACGGCGCUGUGAACCUGGCCGGUGUCGCGAACAUGGCCGGCAAACCGAUUGUCAGAGUCGCAUUGGAGCCAGCAAAUCCGUACGACCUCGACAAGAUGAUCGAGGGUCUGAGGCUUCUUGUUCAGGCUGACGCGUGCGCCGAGUACGAGCAAUUUUCGAGCGGUGAGCACGUACUGGUCACAGCAGGCGAGUUGCAUCUUGAGCGGUGCCUGAGGGAUCUCCAGGAGCGUUUUGCUCGAUGUGAGAUACAGGCAGGCGAGCCGAUCGUGCCAUACAAGGAGACGAUCGUGCGUGCCGAGGAAAUGAGGCCCCCGGUCAACAAGGAGCUCGGCCGAGGCGCUGUGGUUGGGACCACAAGCUCCAAGCAGGUCACCCUUACGUUGAGAGUACGGCCCCUGCCAUCCGAGGUCACAGACUUCCUCAACAAGAACGCCGGUGCCAUCAAGAAUCUCCAUUCUAAGAAAUGGGGGACCAAUGGUUCCGAGGCAGCUGGGAACGAGACUCCAGAUGAAAUCGACAGCGACCAACAAAGCAUCGAUGACGAUGCAGACAUAAUAGGAACGAAAUUCCUCUCUCCAGAGGAUCUCAAGAACCAGCUCAAGACCCUUCUAGAGUCGGGCAAGGGACGGGAGCCAUUCAAGAAUAUUGUCGAUUCCAUAGCAGCAUUUGGCCCACGGCGCACGGGUCCCAACUUGCUGAUCGACGCAACGAAGGAGGGGUGCUUGCCCAAGGCUUUUGAAACUGACAAGAGCCAUGAGGCCCGCCUAGAAGGCAACGAAGAGCUACGUGGCCACCAUCUUACCGACAAGAUCACGUAUGGCUUCCAACUCGCCACUGCCCAGGGGCCCCUGUGCCGAGAACCAGUACAGGGCAUCGCCGUGUUUAUCGAAGACGUAGCUAUCAACAGCGACGGCGACACCUCAGCCCGGGAGAAUCUCGGCCGUCUGACCGGUGAGGUACUCAAGACGGUACAGCAGUCCAUACACAAGGGCUUUUUGGACUGGUCGCCGCGGUUGAUGCUGGCAAUGUACUCGUGCGAGAUCCAAGCAAGCACCGAGGUCCUGGGCCGCGUCUACGACGUCCUGACCCGCCGCCGGGGCCGCGUCCUGUCCGAGGCCAUGAACGAGGGCACGCCCUUCUUCACGAUCCAGUCCCUGCUCCCCGUGGCCGAGUCCUUCGGCUUCGCGGACGACAUGCGCAAGCGCACCUCGGGCGCCGCGCAGCCGCAGCUCAUCUUCACCGGCUUCGAGGUCCUCGACGAGGACCCCUUCUGGGUGCCCUUCACGGAGGAGCAGAUGGAGGACCUGGGCGAGUUUGGCGACAAGGAGAACGUCGCCAAGCGGUACAUGGACAAGGUGAGGCGGAAGAAGGGUAUGCUAGUCGAGGGGAGGACGGUGGCGCUCAGCGCGGAGAAGCAGAAGACCUUGAAGAGGUAG